Messenger RNA from Gracilinanus agilis (Agile Gracile Mouse Opossum), 1754 nucleotides. RefSeq names its product neurofilament light chain (gene NEFL). Gene Ontology annotation, cellular component: postsynaptic intermediate filament cytoskeleton; intermediate filament; axon. The transcript has 4 exons. Gene Ontology annotation, biological process: neurofilament bundle assembly. Bases 1 to 1653 code for a protein of 550 amino acids. Gene Ontology annotation, molecular function: structural constituent of postsynaptic intermediate filament cytoskeleton. NCBI's taxonomy places the organism in Eukaryota, Metazoa, Chordata, Mammalia, Didelphimorphia, Didelphidae. The record is from RefSeq and is a predicted model, not a curated record.
AUGAGCUCCUUCGGCUACGAGCCCUACUACACCACGGCGUACAAGCGGCGCUACGCCAGCACUGCCGAGAGCCCGCGGGUGCACAUCUCUUCGGUGCGCAGCGGCUACAGCAGUACAGCGCGCUCGGCCUACUCCAGCUACUCAGCGCCCGCCUCCUCGGCCGCGCUGUCGGUGCGCCGCAGCUACUCGUCCAGCUCCGCGUCGCUGCUGCCCAGCUUGGAGAGCCUGGACCUGAGCCAAGUGGCGGCCAUCAGCAACGACCUCAAGUCCAUCCGCACGCAGGAGAAGGCGCAGCUGCAGGACCUCAAUGACCGCUUCGCCAGCUUCAUUGAGCGCGUCCAUGAGCUAGAGCAGCAGAACAAGGUGCUGGAGGCUGAGCUGCUGGUGCUGCGGCAGAAACAUGCCGAGCCGUCGCGCUUCCGCGCUCUCUAUGAGCAAGAGAUCCGCGAUCUGCGGCUCGCCGUCGAGGAUGCCAGCGCCGAGAAGCAGGCGCUGCAGGGCGAGCGAGACGGCCUGGAGGAGACUCUGCGAGCGCUACAGGCGCGCUACGAGGAGGAGGUGCUGAGCCGCGAGGACGCCGAGGGACGCCUGAUGGAGGCGCGCAAGGGCGCAGACGAGGCAGCUCUGGCCCGCGCCGAGCUCGAGAAGCGCAUAGACAGCCUGCUCGACGAGAUCGCCUUCCUCAAGAAAGUGCACGAGGAGGAGAUCGCAGAGUUGCAGGCACAGAUCCAGUACGCGCAGAUCUCCGUGGAGAUGGACGUGUCCGCCAAGCCCGACCUGUCCGCCGCGCUCAAGGACAUCCGCUCCCAGUACGAGAAGCUGGCGGCCAAGAACAUGCAGAACGCAGAGGAGUGGUUCAAGAGCCGCUUUACGGUGCUCACUGAAAGCGCCGCGAAGAACACCGACGCCGUGCGCGCCGCCAAGGAUGAAGUGUCUGAGAGCCGCCGCCUGCUCAAGGCCAAGACGCUGGAGAUCGAGGCGUGCCGCGGCAUGAAUGAGGCCCUGGAGAAGCAGCUGCAGGAGCUGGAGGACAAGCAGAACGCCGACAUCAGCGCCCUACAGGACACAAUUAACAAACUGGAAAAUGAAUUGAGAACCACCAAGAGCGAGAUGGCUCGAUAUUUGAAAGAAUAUCAAGAUUUGCUUAAUGUGAAGAUGGCUUUGGAUAUUGAAAUUGCAGCCUACAGGAAGUUAUUGGAAGGUGAAGAGACUCGCCUGAGUUUUACCAGCGUUGGAAGCCUGACCAGUGGCUACUCCCAGAGCUCCCAGGUCUUUGGCCGCUCUGCUUACAGUGGUCUCCAAACCAGCUCCUACUUGAUGUCUGCCCGUGCCUUCCCCUCUUACUACACCAGUCAUGUCCAAGAAGAACAGAUUGAGGUGGAAGAGACCAUUGAGGCGACCAAGGCAGAAGAAGCUAAAGAUGAACCCCCCUCUGAAGGAGAAGGAGAGGCAGAGGAAGAAGAGAAGGAGGAAGGAGAAGAAGAGGAAGGAGGUGAAGAAGAAGAAGGUGCCAAGGAGGAAUCUGAAGACAAGGAAGGUGAGGAGGAAGAAAGCGGUGAAGCUGGAGAGGAAGGUGAAGAAGCUGAAGAAGAGGAAGAGAAGAAAGAAGAUGCUGCUGGAGAAGAAGCUGUAGAGCAGAAGAAGAAAGAUUAAGUUCUCUUUUCCUUGAAUCUUUCAGGUUUCCCCCAAAUCAGGUCAACAAUCCCCCCCACCCCCCACUACUCAAUCUGUUGAGCUCUGAAUGCUGUACAGAA